Myxocyprinus asiaticus (Chinese sucker) is the source of this 2801-nucleotide messenger RNA. Its product is annotated as fatty-acid amide hydrolase 2-A-like. The transcript is spliced from 11 exons. The record is from RefSeq and is a predicted model, not a curated record. Bases 424 to 2025 code for a protein of 533 amino acids. NCBI's taxonomy places the organism in Eukaryota, Metazoa, Chordata, Actinopteri, Cypriniformes, Catostomidae.
CUAAAAAGCUAGGUAGCGUGCGUGUGAGUAGUGUGUCGCUUGUGCACUACAGAUGGCAUGCAAGUCACAACAUGCUUUACGCAUUCCAUGUAUCCUGCACCCUGCAGCAGACAGAUUUACGUAAGCAAGCAACGAAAAAGAAAUAAAGAGUGACUAGACAAUAGUGAACGACAGUGAACGCUCCAGCAAUGUCUUGGAUUGUCUCACUGGCAGUUAGACAAGUCAGCUGUGAACCGUCAUGUGACUGCCCAUUAUCACGUGACAAGCUUAAAUAAUUUAGAAUUUACGUGCUUGAAGAAUACAAGAAUUACUUCCUUUUUAGUGAUUCAGUUACACCGCUCUGCAUGCUGAGGGCAGCGAAGAGCCAAUUCUCUUUUACUUUGAAACCAACCUGCGCACUGGUGUCAUUUAUGGUCACUGACUAUGGCUUUGUCCCGGUUCGAGAGGUUCUUGGGCCGCCUGCUCAAAGCUGUGGUGUGGAUGCUGUUCGCCGCUUUCAAGUUAUUUGCACCCCAGCCACGGCAUGCAGGGGCUUCCCGACUCCCUCCUAUCAGUAACCCACACCUGCUGCUCUCAGCGAUGCAGCUUGCCCGAAAGAUUCGUCGGAAAGAAGUAACUAGUGUUGAAGUGGUCCAGGCCUAUAUUGAUCGCAUUCAGGAAGUCAACCCACUUAUCAAUGCCAUGGUCAAGGACAGGUUUUCCGCAGCACUUCAGGAGGCUGCACAGGUGGAUAAACUAAUAAAGGAGGAGACGGGAGGAGAGGACGUGUUGGAGGACAGACUACCUCUGCUUGGAGUGCCCAUCACUGUUAAAGAGGCAUUUGCCCUGCAGGGCAUGCCAAACUCGACAGGGUUAUUGACCAGAAGGGAUCUAGUUUCAGGGGUUGAUGCUCCAUCUGUAGCUCUGUUGAAGAGGGCGGGAGCGAUUCCACUGGGUGUGACUAACUGUAGUGAGCUCUGCAUGUGGCUCGAGUCUCACAACCACCUCUAUGGCAUCACUAACAACCCCUAUGACCUAGACAGAAUUGCCGGUGGCAGCUCAGGAGGUGAGGGCAGUAUAUUGGGUGCUGGUGCCUCUGUGAUUGGAAUUGGGUCAGAUAUUGGGGGUAGUAUCCGCAUUCCCUGCUUUUUCAAUGGCAUCUUUGGACACAAGCCAUCAGUAGGUAUCGUAAGUAAUGAUGGGCAGUACCCUCCAGCCUCUGGACAGCAGAUGGGAUUUCUAUGCACAGGGCCCAUGUGCCGUUAUGCUGAAGACCUGAUUCCCAUGCUAAGCAUCAUGGGAGGACCUAGUACACAUAAAUUGUCUCUCUCUGCUGAAGUAGAUUUGAAAAAGCUGAGGUUCUUUUCUGUUCCCCACAAUGGAGGCUCUCCUUUGGUCUCCCCAGUGGAUGCACAACUGCUCCAGGCACAGAGGAUGGUGGUUAAACGUUUAGAGGCAGACCUUGGUGUCAAAGUUCAAGAGCUGAUCAUCCCUCAGCUCAAAUACUCCUUUCAGAUCUGGGGAACUAUGAUGUCUUUACCUGGCAAAGAUGGAAAGCUUCCCACCGCCUUUGCUGAGCUAAUGAGCGAAGGUGGAAAGAAAGUGUGGCCAACCUGGGAGCUGUUGAAGUGGUUUCUAGGGUUCUCUUCUCACACCAUAGCAGCAAUAGGUCUGGCUCUAGUUGAGCUAUUCCAGAGUUCCCAUCCAUCCCCAUUCAUUGUUCAGCAGAAGGACAGUCUGCAACAGGAAUUGGAGAAGUUAUUGGGCACAGACGGAGUACUGCUGUACCCUUCUCAUCCCCAAAUUGCUCCCAAACACCACCACCCAAUCUUCACACCUUUCAACUUCUCUUACACUGGUAUCUUUAAUAUCUUGGGUCUACCAGUAACCCAGUGUCCGGUAGGGUUGAGUGCUGAAGGCGUGCCUUUGGGAGUACAAAUUGUGGCCGGAAAACUACAGGAUGGCCUCUCUUUGGCCACUGCCCUCUACCUGGAGAAAGCUUUUGGUGGCUGGAGGGAACCAGGCAGGACAACAGCCAAAUCUUAACCCAUGUCAUGCAUCGUCAUAUGCAACAAUGGGACCAUGUAACCAACAAUACAGACCACACACACGGCAUGUGUAGCCAUCCAAAGCUUUGUCACAUUUGUUCUGCCUUAUAAACGCAGAAUGCAUUAUACAUUAACUGACAUAUUACAGAGGGCUGCAUUUGUGCUUAACCUAAUACUGUAUGAAAACUUAGUAAUAUUUGUUAUUUUUGGUGGGCUUUUCAUCCUAUUACAUUGAGUGGAUGCCAGAUUCAGGAAAAAAAUUGCAUAAGAAAGCGAUUUACUUGACAAAGCUAAUAACGUGAUAAUUAAUUAAGAAUUAAGUCAUUUAAUAACAAUACAUAUUUUCUUUCAUGCACUAAAACUAAAAUGUUUGAACAAACAUUAGGGCUGUUUACUUUUUUAAAGCAGGCUCUUUUUUUGUGACAAAUGUGUUUUACAAUUGCAAUGUUUUAAAUAAUCUUGCUAUAAGUAAGUUUCAGUGUUGUAGUGGCAAGAGGCAGUGUUGUAACACUGGCAAAAAAGACAAAACAGUCUUAUUACAUUUUAUUUAAUAAACAUAUUUAUGUAAAUAAUUACCUGGAGCAUUUAAAUGCAGGGCAUUGACACAUUUUCUUUGACUUUAUUAUUCUUAAUUUGAUAUGGUUCCUCUGUUGCUUAAAUUCCCCAGUUGCACGAUAAUUGAGAAAAAUAUGUUAAAUAUUUUGUAAUGUGCAGACUUAUUAAAUAAUGCACAACACAGGAAAAAACAUUAAAUAAAGGUCUAUUUUGCUGUGA